Molecule: messenger RNA, 585 nt
Organism: Clunio marinus
Lineage: Eukaryota; Metazoa; Arthropoda; Insecta; Diptera; Chironomidae
Source: the annotation of a GenBank genome assembly
ACCUAUGAAGUUAAACCCCCUCUGAGAAUACUACGCUUUUGAUUUACAUUCUCGUGAAAAUUAAAUUUAAAUCAUGAAUUCAAUCCGUAAAACAUCUCAGUUUGCACCAAGACUAUCUUCAUUUAUUCGACAAAUGAGCGAUUCAAAGCCUACUCCAGAUUCUGCUGGUGCGAUUCGCGCUGCUGGUGGUGGAUUUGCCAAAAUGGAAGUUGCGCACGAGGAGGAAUAUUUUUAUAAAAUGAGACAAGACCAAUUGCACCAGCUGAAAGAAAAACAAAUGAGCGAACAUCAGUUUAGAGAAAAAGCUAUUAAAGACCAUGAACAAGCCAUUCAACGUCAUAAGGAAGCAAUUUCUGGUCUCAAAACAGAGAAAUAAAUUCCUCUUUCUGUUACAGUUCCAUCACCUACAGUUCCAUCAUUAAAAAUUAAAGCUAACAAAAAAUCAGAAAAUUUCAACACAUUAAAACAAUAAUAAUGAUAGUCAUGUAACAGUCUAUAGCAUUUAGACGUUUUCUUUUUUAUGAUGGAUCUGCUGCUUAGUUUCUGAAAUAAAAAUAUUCAAGCACGAGUUUUGUGAAAAUUAAA